Uloborus diversus is the source of this 1747-nucleotide messenger RNA. Its product is annotated as WD repeat-containing protein 6-like. Gene Ontology annotation, molecular function: protein binding. The annotation marks the transcript as partial. The record is from RefSeq and is a predicted model, not a curated record. Gene Ontology annotation, cellular component: cytoplasm. NCBI's taxonomy places the organism in Eukaryota, Metazoa, Arthropoda, Arachnida, Araneae, Uloboridae. The transcript is spliced from 13 exons. Gene Ontology annotation, biological process: tRNA methylation.
ACUCAAACACAUUUCUGAGGAAAUAUUUCUUGAAGACUGGAUUCAUGAUGUACAGUUUUUAGUUGAUGCUAAAGCGCCUCAGCUGGCUGUUAUCACCGCACAUAAUUCUCUGAUAUUUUGGAGCACCGAUGAGCAAAAGAUAAAAUCAAUAUCAUGUUCUGAAAAUUGCAUAUUUGAAACAAGUAAUGGCAAACUUCCGUUUCAUCGAUUGAAAGGACAUCAGGGCGUUAUCUUUUCAGUGACAUUCAGUAAGAUUAACAAGUUAAUCUGCUCAACAUCAGAUGAUCGUAGCCUCAGGCUCUGGAAAAUUCAAUGUGACUUGCCUGUUGCGGAAUUCUCUUUGGAAUUCUGGGAAAAGUCAUCCAUUUCUCUCGUUAGCAUACUUUAUUCUCAUGAAUCUAGAGUGUGGACAUCAUCUAUUCUUCCAAGUUGUAUCAUAAGUGUUGGAGAAGAUUCAGCUAUUUGCUUUUGGGAUUUGAAUGGCAACCUUCUUACGAAGAAAAAAUGUCAUAAACAGUCAUCUACAAAAGUUGAUUUUCUUCGUUCGUUAUCUCUGCUCACCAACAAUGAAACUAGUCACAUUAUGGUCAAUACUGAUCAAGGGUAUUUAUCAUUUUAUGAUUUGAAGCAUAAAUUGUGGGUAAAUGCCCAUAUGGAUGAUUCUUAUGCUUCCUUUUGUGUAUCGUCCGUUUCAUUUCAAAGUAAAUAUGUUGCACUGGGAAACAUUUGUGGAGAUUUAACUAUUUUUGAUUUUGAAGGCUGGUCUUGUGGGAAACCUAAAAUAAAAAAGUUAAAAGUUCAUCAAGGUAAAAUAUGUGCUCUCCAUUGGGUGAACAAACCUGGCAUGAAUUUAUUAACCUGUGGUUUAAAGGGCCAAAUGAUAUUGUGGAAAAUACAGCUUGCUAAUGAGGACAUUGAAAUUAAUUGUUUGCAAAAACUUCACCUCCCAAAAUGUAAACAACAUUGGUGGUCAACAGUGGCUUUGUACACAAAUGAUUUUUCAUACUUGAUUGUUGGUGACAGAAGAGGGAACUUGAAUCUUUAUCUUUUAUUAGAUGCUGCAAAUAUUCAAGAAAUUAAUCCUUGUAAGAGGCUUUCCGGCAUCCAUGGAGACAGUGGAGUGACUGAUCUUCAAGAAAAAAAUUCUCUUAUCUAUUCAUCCGGUAAAGACGGUAAAGUUGUGGUGUAUAGCUUAGAAAAUCACUCAUUAAAUGUCUUAAAUACAGUUAAGAUGCCUCAUAAUUUAGAAUGGAUUGGUAGAAUGAUGUUUUAUAAAGAAGAAUUACUGCUUUUAGGAUUUUACACAAAAUAUUUUAUUGUAUGGAGUAGCCAACUUGAAAGUGCUGUUUUGAACAUUGAAUGUGGUGGUGGUCAUCGAUCUUGGGAUUUUUUCCUCGAGGAAAACGGAAAAGCCACGUUCGUUGCAAUAAAAAAGAAAGAGAUAAUUUACUAUGAAGAGAAUCUUGAAUUUGCUUUGCAUAAAGCAAUUAUAAAACAUGGAAUAUCUGGACAAGAAUUUACCUGUUGUUGCUAUUUAUUUACUACAAAUAAUUUGCCAUCAAACUUUGAUGAGUCAACAAAAACUUCUCUUCUGUCAUUAUGUAAUCUGUCUGGACAUUUAUCGAGCAUACGCUCCAUUGCAAAAGCCAAAAUGUGGCAGGAAAAUGCUUAUCUAUUGAUUUCUGUUGGUGGAAGAGCACAAAUGAAAAUAUGGAGAAUAACUCAUGAAACAAGUACAAUAUUUUAA